This is a messenger RNA of Phragmites australis (common reed), 773 nucleotides long. Its product is annotated as universal stress protein PHOS34-like. The transcript has 3 exons. NCBI's taxonomy places the organism in Eukaryota, Viridiplantae, Streptophyta, Magnoliopsida, Poales, Poaceae. The record is from RefSeq and is a predicted model, not a curated record. Bases 99 to 632 code for a protein of 177 amino acids.
GUCAGCAUUCAGGAGAGAGUGCGGGACUGAGGCACAAGCUACACAGCCAGUUCCAUCAGCUCUUGUUUCCAGCUCGAGAACCUAGGUAGGACUCGUUCAUGGGGAUGGGCGGAGGAGGUGCCACGGUCUCCCCGCGGCGCGUGGUGGUGGCGGUGGACGAGAGCGAGGAGAGCAUGCACGCGCUCUCCUGGUGCCUCUCCAACGUCGUCUCCACCACCGCUGAGGCCGUCGUAGCGCCCCCGCCCGCCGUGGUGCUCGUCCACGCCUGCCCGACGCGUCCGCUCUACUACCCCGUCAUCGACGGCGUCGGGUACGUGCUGACGUCGGAGGUGAUGGACAGCAUGGACCAGUACAUGGCAUCUGUGGCUGACACCGUCGUCACCAAAGCCAGGAGCAUCUGCACCGCGUUCCCCAACGUGAAGGUGGAGACGUGCGUGGAAAAGGGCGACCCGCGCGACGUGAUCUGCAGUGCCGCGGAGAAGGUCGGCGCAGACAUGCUGGUGAUGGGCACCCGCGGCUACGGCUUCCUGCAGAGGGCGCUGCUGGGGAGCGUCAGCAACCAUUGUGUGCAAAAGUGCAAGUGCCCCGUCGUCGUCGUCAAGAGGCCCGACGCCAACCGCGAACCUGCUUGAGGAUGAGGCCGUACGCGUGGCACCAUGGAUUUGCCUCGACGAGUAUAUAUAUAGUUAUAAAGAAAAUGGUUUUGAUCCUUGCUUGUAUCUUGCUCGGCCAUCAGAUCAUCCAUGUAUAUAUAUAUUUCUGUGAUGUUUUCA